AUGGGUAAAUUGCCAUCAUCAUCGUCUUCUUUCGAUCAAACUUCAGGAUUCUUCUCUCUCGCCACACUUUGGAACUGGCUGCAGGAGAACGAGUUCACUUUGAAUUCAAAUUCUUGGCUUUCAGAAUACCUAAGUCCAACCUGGCAAACCAUCUUUUGGAUUAUCUUUAUCUUUGUCCUGAUAAUAGGAACAAUUGCCUUUUGGAAACGAACUUUUCAGUCAAUUCAGAAAAUCAUCCUUUUUAUUAAUUUACUCCUUGUGCUUUACAAGAAAGGCACAGAUCUUUUUCAAGAUAUAUUGUCCAACGAUGGCAGAACAAACUCUUACCCCACUAGUCAAGAUAACAAUAAUAUGUUGGUCACCUUGAGCCUGCAGGAGAAAAUCCUCAAAAAGCUUCAGAUGGUAGAGGGUAAAGUGAAGGACCUGGAAGAUUUGAUCAUGACCUACAAAAGCGGCAGGAGGAAUUGCACAGGGCCCUAUUGUAGCUGCUCAGAUUGUCAGAGCCCCCUGCCCACUUCUGGGUUUACCUCUACUUCGGAAGGAUGA
Messenger RNA from Dromiciops gliroides (monito del monte), 546 nucleotides. RefSeq names its product transmembrane and coiled-coil domains 2 (gene TMCO2). The record is from RefSeq and is a predicted model, not a curated record. The coding region runs from base 1 to 546 and encodes 181 amino acids. Gene Ontology annotation, cellular component: nucleus. NCBI's taxonomy places the organism in Eukaryota, Metazoa, Chordata, Mammalia, Microbiotheria, Microbiotheriidae. The transcript is spliced from 2 exons.